This is a messenger RNA of Calliphora vicina (urban bluebottle blowfly), 1855 nucleotides long. It is a transcript of the gene meigo, whose product is annotated as Solute carrier family 35 member B1 homolog meigo. Gene Ontology annotation, cellular component: endoplasmic reticulum membrane; Golgi membrane. The transcript has 3 exons. Gene Ontology annotation, molecular function: UDP-glucose transmembrane transporter activity; UDP-galactose transmembrane transporter activity. Gene Ontology annotation, biological process: UDP-galactose transmembrane transport. Lineage: Eukaryota; Metazoa; Arthropoda; Insecta; Diptera; Calliphoridae. The coding region runs from base 89 to 1114 and encodes 341 amino acids. The record is from RefSeq and is a predicted model, not a curated record.
AUAUUCAAUAAAACAAGGAUUUUUUAAUAUAAACUAACAAGUGUUUAAUUGUGUUGAGUUAAAGGUUUUCAAUUUUUUUUUACUCACUAUGAUGAUACCGGAAAAAAGCCGCUUUCUUGUAUUUGCUUUGGGCAUAUUCUUUUGUUAUUUCUUGUAUGGGAUUCUGCAAGAGAAAAUAACGCGUGGACGCUAUGGCCAACAAACCAAUGAAGAUGGUAGCAUAGGCGAGAGAUUCUCCUAUGCACUGGCUCUAGUGUGGGUGCAAUGUUUCUGCAAUUAUCUCUUUGCCAAAGGUUUAUUAACCGUAAGACCACAAAAAGAAGACACAACACAUUCGGGUUACUAUGCUGUCAAUGCUCUUACUUAUUUGCUGGGCAUGGUCUCCUCUAAUAUGGCCUUGCGUUGGGUUCCUUAUCCCACCCAAGUUGUGGGCAAAUCUGCCAAACCUAUACCAGUUAUGAUUUUGGGUGUUCUAAUUGGCCGUAAGGUGUAUUCCGUGACACGUUAUGCCUGUGUGACUGUCAUUGUAUUGGGCGUUGUGUUGUUUAUGUAUAAAGAGGGCAAGGCCUCUACGGUCGAGUCAUAUGACAGUAACGCCGUCUUGGGUCAGCUGUUGUUGAUCUUGAGUCUGUCUAUGGAUGGUUUGACGGGUGCUGUACAGGAUCGUUUGCGAUCAUCAAGUGCACCCUCGGGUCAGCAAAUGAUGUUGGCCAUGAACUUUUGGAGUUCCAUAAUGUUGGCUGUUGCCUUGAUAGUCUCAGGUGAAGGCAUAGAGUUCAUACACUUUGCCAGCCGUCACCCCGAACUCUGGAGCCAUUUAGGUUUGCUGGCGCUCUGUGGCUGCUUGGGCCAAUUGUUCAUCUUCCUAAUGGUGGCUGGGUUUGGCCCACUCGCCUGCUCCGUCGUCACUACCACCCGUAAAUUCUUUACCGUCUUGUGCUCGGUUGUUUUGUUUGGCAACGUUUUGAUAGCACGUCAAUGGUUUGGUGCUGUACUCGUGUUUGCCGGUCUUUUUGCCGAUAUGUUUUAUGGCAAAAACACAUCAGCAGCCGGCAAAAAAGCCACUGCAGUGAAAGACAAAGAUUAUGAGGAGAAAAAGAAAUUGUCAUCCUAGAAAUUGGUGCCGUUGCCACAAACUGCAGCAGCUCCUUUACAACCAUAUAAGAUUACAGUGUAAUUUUAUUCCAUAGACAAACAGCCUAACCACAAAAGACAUUUUAAAGUAAAUUGCUGUUAAAGUCGACUUUUCGGAUUUUGUGGUUGACAGGCUUAAAGUUUUUUUAUUUAAAUUUUUAUACAAAAUAAUAAUUAUUUCAAAAGAAAUGAAUAAUUUAAAUUAAAUUAUGAUUUCUAACAGUGCAAAUUAGUAAAAUCAACAUAAAAAUCAUAAAGUAGUCCACAGCUGUUACACUUUACUUGGCCAAAUUAAAGCAUGUUUUCUUUGGCCAUUUAAGUUAACUCAAGAAUUUAUAUUUUUAAAAUAUAAUAGACAAUUAUUUUUAAUUUUAAAUUAUACUAAAUUAGAAAGACUACUAAAAUGUGUCAAAAAUUCACCGACUAAACUUCAUAAUAAUAAAGUUUGCUUACAAAUUAAUUUCUUUAAAUUAUUAGUGAAAUUUUAAAAGAAAUUAGAAAUUAGCUCAAUUUGUUUCACACUUUAAUGGAAAAUUUUAUUAAAGAAAAUCAUUUCUAAACUAAAGACCAAACAUAUUUGUAGAAAAAUUUGUUGAUAAUGUUGUGCAAUUGCUGCAACAUCAGUUGACUUUAAAAAUGUAGUGUAAUUAUUGUAAAAAUUAACAAUAAGAUAGUACUGCAAUAAAAUUAAACUAAACUAAAUAAUAAAAGAAUAAAGAAA